This is a messenger RNA of Seminavis robusta, 787 nucleotides long. Lineage: Eukaryota; Bacillariophyta; Bacillariophyceae; Naviculales; Naviculaceae. The record is from the annotation of a GenBank genome assembly.
ACUCUAUAAAGGAACUCUGCCAAAAUUCCAGCUCAACCAACAAUUGCUUAGUUGACCAAAGAAUUGCUCCACCAUGGCCAAUGCUGGAGCAGCCUUUGGGUUGGAGGACGUGCCGGAUUUGCCUGAAGCACCCACGGAACAGCCCAAGUACAACCGGGAUUACCAUCGUCUCUUCGUCAAAUUCAUGAGCUGGCUGCACAAGAGGACAUACACCAAGGCGGCUCGCUUCAAACCUAGUGCUUUGGCCGGAUCCAACCACACCACGUUGCGACUACUUGAAAUGGCGUGCGUAUGUGCCACAUGGAAUGGAACCUCCGGCAAUCCAACCAAGUCCGAUCCUGUGAACGAAGUGGUCAAGGAAGUCAAGAAAGCGGAGAACUCAACACCGCGGCAAGAAGUCCUGUGCCACCAGGGAUUUGAGGAAACUGAGUAUCGCAAGGUGGUCCAUGAACUCUACGGCAAAGGGAGCUUUGAAUCGACCAUCCGUACAGCCUGCAUGUUGAAGCAGCAAGUCCAUCUCAUCACCAGGACGGACGACAUCUCCAAGUUGAAGUAUUCCGACUACAAGCCGCAUCCAGACUUCCCUUUUGCGCUCAGUUGCAAGGUGCAUUGGUCCAAGAAUAUUUCGGAAGAACGACAAUGCCCUGACCAAAUCAUUCUUGGGUCGAUGGAUACCGACUUUUGUGCUAUGCUCGAUUGGCGAAUUACAUGGAGGCGUCUUCAACUACGGGUAUGGCGCCGCUGGUCGGGAAGAUGCAUUCCUCUUUACUCCCGAAAGCGAUCCUAA